Molecule: messenger RNA, 1784 nt
Organism: Bufo gargarizans (Asiatic toad)
Lineage: Eukaryota; Metazoa; Chordata; Amphibia; Anura; Bufonidae
Gene: LANCL1
Product: LanC like 1
Exons: 10
Coding region: 104-1318 (404 amino acids)
Biological process (GO): carbohydrate metabolic process; peptide modification
Cellular component (GO): plasma membrane
Source: RefSeq, a predicted model, not a curated record
CACAGGGGGGCGGGACUUGAGGCAGCAGUCGCUCCGGAUCCUUGUUUGCAGGUUGUGCUUCCUGUGGUCAUUUCGCCUCUUGUGUCUGCGUUAGCAAUACACCAUGGACGCCAGAAGCUUUCCGAAUCCUUACUUAUAUCAGGACUACAGCAAAGAUCCUUCCACGCCCUUCAAUUCAGCUGGACAGCUAAGUCCUGACUUCGUUAAUCGCGUGAUAAAUAAAAUCAAAGAACUACUUCAGCUCAUGGAGACUGGACUAAAAUCGGCCGAUCCCAGAGAUUUCACCGUGUACACUGGCUGGUCUGGAAUAGCCCUUUUGUAUCUUCACCUCUCUGAAGUGUUUGGAGAUCAGUCAUUCUUGAUAAGAGCACAAGAAUAUGCCUCCAAAGCAUUGCACAGCCUGAACAAACGUGAUGUCACUUUCCUGUGCGGAGAUGCAGGUCCCUAUGCGGUAGCUGCUGUAAUUUUGCAUAGGCUUGGCUCUCAUAAGGAAGCAGAUGAAUGUAUUUCAAGAGUGCUCCAGAUGCACCCUUCUGUGCUGAAAUUGGAGUCCCGACUACCAGAUGAGCUCUUGUACGGCCGUAUGGGUUACCUAUACACCUUGUUGUUCAUCAACAAGUGUUACAAUGCAGAGAAGGUUUCCUUCAGAUGCAUCCAAGAGGUGUGUGAAGUAGUAAUAAAAUCUGGUGAGAACUUUGCUGCUCACAAACGCAUGCAAAAUCAAAGCCCGUUAAUGUAUGAAUGGUACGGAGAGUACUAUGUAGGACCAGCGCAUGGCCUCGCAGGCAUUUAUUACUACUUAAUGCAGCCUCAAUGUAACGUCAGUACUGAAAAGCUACAGACCCUUAUUGGACCAAGUGUGGAAUUUGUCCGCCAUCUCAGGUAUCCCUCCGGAAACUAUCCUGCCUGCAUUGGGGACAACAGGGAUCUUCUGGUGCACUGGUGUCAUGGAGCUCCUGGUAUCAUUUAUAUGCUAACACAAGCUUACAAGCUUUUCAAGGCUAGUGCCUAUCUAGCAGAUGCCGCCCAGUGCGCUGAGAUCUGUUGGCAACGUGGAUUACUGAAGAAAGGAUAUGGAAUAUGCCAUGGAGUGGCAGGAAAUGCCUAUAGUUUCCUUGCACUGUACAACCUGACACAUGAUUUGAAAUAUUUGUACAGAGCAUGUAAGUUUGCAGAGUGGUGCAUGGAUUAUGGAGAGCAUGGUUGCAGGACUCCGGAUACUCCAUUUUCCCUUUUUGAAGGGCUGGCUGGCACCAUCUACUUUUUGGCUGACUUACUGGAUCCUGCAAAAGCGAGAUUUCCCGCCUUUGAGAUAUAGUUUCUGUUGCUUUGCUUCAAGAAGUACUUGAAAUGUCUUCAGCGCUUUUAAUACUUCCUUCUACAUCUUGACGAGAAGAUAUUGAUGUCAUGUUUUUCAGUGGAUAUGACAAGUGAUGUCAUUUUGCAUCUCUUUGUUAGCAUGACAAUGCUUGUCGAUAAAUCUGCCUACCGCACAGCUGCAGCUUUCGUUCCCUUUACAGUAGGGAAGAUGUCGAGCAGUGAUUCUUCUGCUUAGUGGAACGGCUACAUCAUCUUUUUUUUUCUUUGCUGAAAAAGAGAUGAAUGUUAUGGUAUUUAGAUGUCACUUGCUUUUUCCUGCACCGUCCAUGGGCUUACUGAUGCAUAGUAAAGUAUAAUAUGGAUAAUAUGAUGCAAGAGAAAAACUGUACAAAUAGUUGAGCAAUUAAUAAUAUUUGUAUUUGAAAUACUGACUGUGUAUGUGAAUGAAGAAGCAGCACUCAAAA